Messenger RNA from Cicer arietinum (chickpea), 1335 nucleotides. RefSeq names its product peroxidase N. Gene Ontology annotation, molecular function: heme binding; peroxidase activity. The record is from RefSeq and is a predicted model, not a curated record. Gene Ontology annotation, biological process: hydrogen peroxide catabolic process; response to oxidative stress. NCBI's taxonomy places the organism in Eukaryota, Viridiplantae, Streptophyta, Magnoliopsida, Fabales, Fabaceae.
AGUGUUAUGUAUAUAAAUUAAGCCUUGAGGUUUCCAUAUUCAUCGUGGCCUACUCUCUUGUAUAAUCUACAUUUAUCCUUGCUUCUAUCUUAGGCUAGUAAAUUAAAUUAAGUAAUUAACGAUGAAGAUGUCAUCAUUUAGAUGGAAUUGUUGUUACUUUUUGCUAAUCAACAUAUUCCUGUUGAAUUUGACAGUAAGAUCCCAACUUACAACAGACUUUUAUAACUCAUCAUGUCCUAACCUUUUCAAAAUAGUAAGGAAAGAGGUUGUAAAAGCUCUUAUCAAUGAGAUGCGAAUGGGUGCUUCUUUGCUUCGUCUUCAUUUUCAUGACUGCUUUGUGAAUGGUUGUGAUGGAUCGGUACUAUUAGAUGGUGGUGAAGAUAGUGAAAAAUCUGCUCUUCCUAACGUGAACUCUCUUAGAGGAUUUGAUGUUAUUGAUACAAUCAAAAGCUCGGUGGAGAAUGCGUGUAAUGGGACUGUCUCAUGUGCUGAUAUACUAACCAUAGCUGCCAGAGAUUCUGUUUCUCUUAGUGGUGGUCCAUCAUGGAAAGUUCUGUUGGGAAGAAGAGAUGGAACAAUCUCAAAUGGAUCUCUGGCAAAUUUGGUGAUUCCUUCUCCAUUUGAUCCAAUGGAUACUAUUGUUUCAAAGUUUACUAAUGCCGGACUAAAUCUCACAGAUGUUGUUUCUUUGUCAGGUGCUCAUACAAUUGGGAGAGCAAGGUGUGCACUUUUCAGCAAUAGAUUGUUCAAUUUUUCUGGAACAGGUUCACCAGACAGUACGCUAGACACUACCAUGCUCACUGACCUACAGAAUUUGUGUCCCCAAAAUGGAGAUGGAAAUGCAACUGCUGUUCUUGAUAGGAACUCAACUGAUUUAUUUGACAAUCACUACUUUAAGAACUUGCUCAAUGGAAAGGGCCUUCUUAGUUCUGACCAGAUUUUGUUUUCUUCUGAUGAAGCCAAUUCAACUACUAAGCCUUUAGUUCAAAGCUAUAUCAACAAUGGUUCACUUUUCUUUGGAGACUUUGUCAAGUCUAUGAUCAGGAUGGGGAAUAUAAAUCCAAAAGUGGGGUCUGAUGGAGAGAUUAGGAAGAGUUGCAGAGUUAUAAAUUCAUAGUGAUGUGCAUUAGGCUUUGCAAAAUACUAGUAUAUGAAAUAAGUGGAAGAUUAACAAUGUGUCUUCCUUGUGAUAGUGUACUUAUGUUGUUGUUGUAAUUGCUCACUUGUUUGUAAGGGAAUUUGUAGGUGGGGUGUGUCUCUAAGGUCUUAUAGUGGAUCUUGAGAAUCUAACCCAACAAAAGACUAUAGAAAUAAAAAUAUAAAGAUUAAAGAAAA